This is a messenger RNA of Coffea eugenioides, 1772 nucleotides long. Its product is annotated as protein DETOXIFICATION 14-like. Gene Ontology annotation, molecular function: antiporter activity; xenobiotic transmembrane transporter activity. The transcript has 7 exons. NCBI's taxonomy places the organism in Eukaryota, Viridiplantae, Streptophyta, Magnoliopsida, Gentianales, Rubiaceae. Gene Ontology annotation, biological process: xenobiotic detoxification by transmembrane export across the plasma membrane. Bases 1 to 1437 code for a protein of 478 amino acids. Gene Ontology annotation, cellular component: membrane. The record is from RefSeq and is a predicted model, not a curated record.
AUGGAAGACGGGUUGUUGGUGAAAGAGGUAGAAGUGAAGCGAGAAAGGCUAGCAUGGGGUGCUGUAGGCGAAGAAAUGAAGAAACUGUGCUACAUAGCAGGACCUAUGGUGGCUGUGACUCUAUCCCAUUUCUUGCUCCAAGUUAUAUCUUUGACGAUGGUUGGACAUUUGGGUGAACUUUCACUUUCUAGCUUCGCCAUAGCCAUUUCUGUCUGCGGUGUUACUGGCUUCAGUUUUAUGUUAGGAAUGUCAUGUGCUCUGGAGACUCUAUGUGGGCAAGCUUAUGGAGCUCAACAAUACCAGAAACUUGGAACACAGACCUAUACUGCUAUCUUUUGUCUUCUCAUUGUUUGUAUCCCUAUCUCAAUUCUGUGGAUAUACUUGGCAAAGAUACUUAUUUUGAUUGGACAAGAUCCUCUGAUUUCACAAGAAGCUGGAAAAUUUGCCAUGUGGCUUAUCCCUACUCUCUUUGGCUAUGCAACUUUUCACCCAAUUGUCCGAUACUAUCAAAUGCAAAGUCAGAUCUUUCCCCUGCUCAUGAGUUCCGUCAUUUCAAUUUCCUUCCACGUACUCGUUUCCUGGGUGCUGGUAUAUAAGUCUGGAUUGGAAAGCCGUGGAGGUGCAUUAGCUAUGGGCGCGUCAAUCUGGGUAAAUGUGACUAUUCUCGUUUUGUACAUGUACUACUCUUCCUCCUGUGCAAAAACCCGUGCUCCAAUUUCAAGGGAGAUAUUCCACGGAGUGAGAGAAUUUUUCCGCUUUGCAAUUCCUUCCGCUGUCAUGAUUUGUCUAGAAUGGUGGUCAUAUGAGGUUCUCAUAUUGUCAUCAGGCCUUCUGCCAAACCCGCAGCUUGAAACUUCAGUCCUGACUGUAUGCCUCAACACCUUUAUAACACUCUAUUCAAUACCAUAUGGACUUGGUGCUGCUGUGAGCACUAGAGUUUCAAAUCAGUUAGGAGCAGGGAACCCAGAAGGUGCUCGAAUUUCUGUAAUUAGUGUGAUGCUUCUUGCUGUCAUAGAAAACAUAAUAGUAAAUUCAUCCCUUUAUGGUAGCCGGCAUGUAUUUGGCUAUGUCUUUAGCAGUGACAAGGAAGUUGUUGACUAUGUCACAACUAUGGCCCCCUUUCUUUGUCUAUCUGUUUUAAUGGAUAGUAUACAAGGAACCCUUGCAGGUGUUCAAAGAGGAAGUGGCAGGCAGCACAUAGGAGCUUAUAUCAAUCUUGCUGCAUUUUAUCUUGUUGGAAUCCCUAUUGCUCUUACAUUAACUUUUGUGGUAAAGUUAAGAGGGAGAGGUCUUUGGAUUGGAAUCCUAUCCGGUGCUUUUCUGCAAAGUUCACUUCUCGCCAUAGUAACAAUCUGCACAAAUUGGGAAAAAGAGGCAAGAAAUGCACGAGAGAGGUUGUUCCAUAAAAAGUUUUCAGCUGAAGAUGCGGUAAUGUGAUCAUAAGAGCCUACAGCCGACUUAGAACAACUUUUCUGUUGUGGUCCAAGAAAUUGCAUAAUAAUUGAUAAGCAGUUCUUCAUUUUGGCACCAGAACUUCAACUGCAGUUUGUACUAAAUUUCCUCAUUUCAGCAAGUUAUGGUAUAAUGUUGUCAUGCCUUUUGGUGGCUGCAUGAAGCUGGAGCUAAGGACUGUUAUCACCUAGGAUUUAUUCUUCUGUUAUUAUUCUCCUUUUGGGAAGUUCAGAAUGAGACUUUUUAGUGAGUGAGAACUGAGAAGUUUGCGAGGAACAUUACUACAUUGGCACUGCCAUUUCCUGUUUGCUACAAUUUUC